UCAAACACAGGUAUAAAAGCGAAUUACUGAAAAUCUUUGGUGUAAUACUUUCAAUUACAGUUUAUGUCUGGUAUAUGGGAAUCAUGCUUUAUGGACCAGCUGUAGCACUGCAGGCUGUGACAGGUUUUAAUAUGUGGUAUUCCAUAUGUAUUUUGGCAGUGUCGGCAAUUUUAUACACUGCAAUUGGUGGCUUGAGAGCUGUUAUCUGGACUGACGUGUUUCAAAGUUUUGUCAUGUACUUUUGUUUGCUUGUCGCCAUAAUUAAAGGUAUCAACGAAGUAGGCAACCUUAAAGAUGUUUGGGAAAUCUCAAGAGACAACCAAAGACUAGACUUGGACUUUCGCUUUGAUCCUUUCACCCGUCAUACCGUCUUCAACUUGAUGUUUGGAUACCUGCUUUAUGCAUUUGGAACUGUAUUUAACCAGUCAUCAUUUCAAAGAAUUACUGUUGCUAAAACACCGAGAACAGCUGCAUGGGUGCUGAUGCUGGCUGGUCCUUUUUAUGCUUUGACGACAGGGUUAGCUAUUUUUCAGGGCUUGCUAGCAUUUGCGUAUUUCAAGACAAAACGAUGUGAUCCGCUUGAAGCCGGGAUUAUUUCUAAUCCAAAUCAGAUCAUGCCUUAUUAUAUGUUAAUGCUUUUCCAAAACUGGAGAGGAAUGCCCGGAUUAUUCGUGGCAGCAUUAUUCAGUGCAUGUCUGAGUACUAUGUCGUCUGGUCUUAGUAGUCUUUCUACAAUCACAUGGGUAGAUAUUUUUAAACCGAUGUUAAAAUCAGCAUCUGAGACAAAAGCCACCUUCGUAUGCAAAGCUUCAGUGGUUAUCUACGGUUUGAUGUCGCUAGGAGUAGCAGCAUUGGUUUCUAAUAUUGGUGGAACUCUCACACAAAUUGGAGACAGUUUGGUUUCCUCCUUUUCAGGUCCUUUAACAGGAUUGAUCCUUUUUGGCAGUCUCUGUCCAUGGGCAAAUAAAAAGGGGGCGCUGGCUGGUACGCUCUGUGCCAUAGUCAUUACACUGUGGCUUGCGUUUGGAUCGAUAUUUUCAAGUACACUUCCUCCAACACCUUACCUACCUCCAGCACCAACUGAUCAAUGUCCUGUCACUAACAUAUCGAUACUUUUUAUGUCACACAAUGUUACAACAGCUGAAAUGGUGACAAACACCACAAAAUAUUCCAUCCAUGGUAUACAGAAGUUGUAUUCUUUAUCUUAUACUAUGAAUGCUCCUAUUGCAAUUCUGAUCGUGUUUGUGGUUGGCAUCAUUGUCAGUCUAAUUUUCUACAAACCGCAUGAAGUUAACCCCAAAUACAUUGUUCCUGUAUGUGAGAAAGUUUGCUGUUGUUUGCCAUCCUGUGCACAGAAGAAAUUUCGGAGUAGAGCCAUUUCAACAUUAAAGGAUGAGGAAGAAAACAUGGAGUUGGAUUCGAAGCUCGACAGAACGUAAUGAAUAAUGCUAUAUCACACAAGACAUACUAUCAUAGUUACAUGUUAUACACGAAGAAAUCUUGUCCUUAUGUUAUGGAACGGUUUUAAAAGUUUGUUGACACUUCAUCACCGCCAUCCGCAGAGAACAAUGUCGACAGACUUUAUUUUAGUUGGGCUAUUUAUACAUCUGUUCUCUUUCCGACGAAAAUGCAUAUACACACACCUUAUUUUUUUUGUAAAUAACGGUAAUAAUACGACUUUAUUUAAAUUGUUCUUGCUUACGAUAGUUUCUUUUAAACGGAGCGGGACGUUUAAAGUAAGGAACACACACAAGCUAACGUAGUGAAUAUUUUAGAAAUAGAUGUUAAAUGCUGUUUCCAACUGAAGAUCGCAAAACAUGUUUGUCAUGCAAAACGUGAAAUCAAUUGUAUUGAAAUAUUUAUUACUUAUCUAUGUAUUCAAAGCAGAGGUAAGCCUGUUUCUGAAAUGUUCAUUGCAUUGCACGUGUGUAUCUUUAUCAUAUUUUUUUGUGGUUUUUUGGAGCAACGGCUCUGAUUUUA
Octopus bimaculoides (California two-spot octopus) is the source of this 1980-nucleotide messenger RNA. Its product is annotated as sodium-dependent multivitamin transporter. Gene Ontology annotation, biological process: sodium ion transport; transmembrane transport. The record is from RefSeq and is a predicted model, not a curated record. Gene Ontology annotation, cellular component: membrane. Lineage: Eukaryota; Metazoa; Mollusca; Cephalopoda; Octopoda; Octopodidae. Gene Ontology annotation, molecular function: symporter activity.